AACCUCCAUUGCCAUGCCGUCACGUCCCUUCGGUUUCUCAUUCGCAGACCGACCCCACCCAUACCACACUCCGUCCCUCAAAUGAAUACAUUCCGUUAAUUUAUUUCUGGAGAUCCGAUCGAUCUUGUCGGGUGUGAUUGUGGCCGGCGCCGGGGCUUGGUGAUGAAGACCAGAACGAGAAGAAAGCUUUUCAAGUGUCUUGAACCGUUAGUUGGAACCAAUGUCCCCGGUAAAUCUAAACGGUCCGGUGCCGGCGGCACCGAAACGGAUGGUUACUCUUAUGGGUCGGACGGCGGCGGUGACGUUCUCGCCGGAUUUUUAAAGAUUUCGUCGUCCUUCGGUGACCGGAAAUUUGAGUCGCCGGAUGGAGGAUUCGCGAAAGAAAGCCGGGAGAAAUCUGGUAGAAGUUUUUCUCGCGUCAUCAAAUCCGUCUUGUUCGAGAAAUCACUGAUGAGGAAAUUUCGGAAGAAAGGGUCGUCUCCAUCAAUCUCCGCACCAUCGACGAGUUGCGAUUCGUCGCCGGAAACAGAUCAUAAGAUGAGGAAGGGAAAAAGAUUCUCCAAGGAAAGAUGGGACACAGAUGAAUCUCUGGGGGGCAAUACAAGCGAUUCCUCGGACACGUCGCUGUUUUCGUCAUCUACGACGGCGUCAACUUCCGGUAAAUCUUCAAGGUCAACCUCGGAUAGAAAGAUUCCAUCGCCGCGCCCACUCAUCAUUAAUUUCAUAGACCCGAAACAAGCAAGCGUAGUAAACGAAGAGGCUUCUUUCAGGGGACAUUUCGUUCUAAAACCGCCGAAACCCGUGAAGGCGGCGGUGAAGGAACAGUUUUCAAUGAUACCGGCAAGAACGGUGACUAGGACGACGGCGGUAACGAAACGUUACAAUAAUUCAAAUCUAAUGUGGUUUAUUGUUAUUUCGUUGAUGGCGUUGGUGUUUUGGGGCAAAACAUUGGCCAUUCUUUGCACCUCUGCAUGGCUUUACAUGGUACCUCGUUUUUCCCACUCGCCUGAGAUUCACUCCGACGAGGUUUAUUCGAGCAAACUUGUUAAGGAACGAAUGUCGGAACAAACAAGUCUUAGUCGGCGGCGGCUAGGAGUUGGCAAUUGACAAGAAAAUAUAUUUUUUUUUUAAUGUUUUUUUUUUUUUUUUUAAUAACAAGAAUGCAGUGCACUUCGUCACUGACUCAUAAUGGCUUUGUCUUGCGGUUUGCAUAUUUUCCUUCUAAUUUCUUAGUAAUCUCCAAAUUAUAGGAAAAUGACAUUUCAUUGUAUAUCUACAAAUAUUGUCUUAUCUAACAAGAAAAAGUUAUAUAAAACAAGUUGAUGUUA
Molecule: messenger RNA, 1328 nt
Organism: Ipomoea triloba (trilobed morning glory)
Lineage: Eukaryota; Viridiplantae; Streptophyta; Magnoliopsida; Solanales; Convolvulaceae
Exons: 2
Coding region: 163-1107 (314 amino acids)
Source: RefSeq, a predicted model, not a curated record